AUGAAUGUCACAUCUACGGAUGCUGAGAAUCUUGUUCAAUUCAAACGUAUUGUGGAAGGUUAUCUACUUUCAUGCGUAUGUAUUGUCGGUCUCAUUGGUAAUUCACUAACGUGUUUAUCGAUCUUAUUGAAUCGAUCGCGUCGAUCGUCACCGACAGAUAUGUUCAUACUUGGCCUUUCAUUUACGUCAAUAUUCGUUAUUGCUGGCUUUUUAUUAACACAUGGAAUUCGUUUCGUAUUUCCUGCAAUCGGCGAACAACUUCACCGAUAUUUAUUUCUCCGAAUAUUUCCAGCUCAUGUCACCUGUAUACUAAUACAGAUUUAUUUAACAACAGCCAUAUCUAUUGAUCGAUGUUUGUUGAUUUGUGCUUGGCGUACUGCUUCUUAUCGAAGAUGGCGAACACCGAACCGAAUUAUUUAUCUUAUUUGUGGCAUAAGCAUCUUUUCCAUUAUCUAUUGUUUACCAUUCUGGUUCGAAUACAUCAUUACGGAUGAUGAUGAUAUUGAAUUAAGUGCGAUCGGUGCGCAUCCACUGUUCCGUAUCUUAAUACGCAAAUACUUGUACUUUGUAUUCAUCUUUCUUCUACCGAUGUCAUGCAUUACUAUUUGCACUUUAUCAAUUGUUCACACACUCUAUAAAUUAACAAAAAACCGAGCGAAAUCUCAGGGCAAUCAUUGCCGACGGAAAAAACACUCGCGACAAGUCAACACACUGUUAUUAUCGAUUAUGAUUAUCUUUCUCACUACACAAUUUCCAUAUUUUGUGUACAAUGUUCUUUAUGCCUUGAAAGGGCCGAGCUUAAUGGAAAAUCUACGUGCUCGACAGUAUUUGUCGAUCAAUAAUUUACUGUCAACAAUCAAUGCAUCCACAACUUUUGUGCUAUACGCACUAUUCGGCACUAAAAAACCAUCAAAUAACCCACAAAAUGUCUGA
Messenger RNA from Adineta ricciae, 933 nucleotides. Lineage: Eukaryota; Metazoa; Rotifera; Eurotatoria; Adinetida; Adinetidae. The record is from the annotation of a GenBank genome assembly.